AUGUCCAUUGUCCUGGAUAUGAUAGAGACCUCCUCGGAAAUACCAAGAGCCCAGCAUGCCCACAUCCAGCCCGCGGGCAGCCGGGUCCGCCCGAGUCCCAGCGGGGAGCAGGCGGCGGGGCUCCGGGGCUCGCAGACGGGCGGCGGCCGCGAGGGACGCGCCCCGGGCCCGCGCUCAGGAAGCGGCAACAGAGUCUCAGACAGGAUUACGGAUGACUGGCCAGGAUAUGACUUGAAUUUAUUCACGUAUCCACAGCACUAUUAUGGAGAUUUGGAGUAUGUCCUCAUACCUCAUGGCAUCGUUGUGGACAGAACUGAGCGGCUGGCUAAGGAUAUUAUGAAAGACAUAGGAAACUGUGACAUUAUGGUCCUGUGUGUGCUUAAAGGAGGUUACAAGUUCUGCGCGGAUCUUGUAGAACAUCUUAAGAACAUCAGUAGAAAUUCGGAUCAAUUUGUCUCUAUGAAGGUUGAUUUCAUCAGAUUGAAAAGUUACAAGAACGACCAGUCCAUGGGCGAGAUGCAGAUAAUCGGAGGCAAUGAUCUUUCAACACUGGCUGGAAAGAAUGUCCUCAUUGUUGAGGAUGUUGUUGGAACGGGGAGGACCAUGAAGGCGCUGCUCGGUAGCAUAGAGAAAUACAAGCCCAACAUGAUUAAAGUAGCCAGUUUGUUGGUGAAGAGAAGACCUAGAAGUGAUGGCUUUAGACCUGACUAUGUUGGAUUUGAGAUUCCAGAUCUGUUUGUGGUGGGUUAUGCCUUAGAUUACAAUGAAUACUUCAGAGAUCUGAAUCACAUAUGUGUGAUCAAUGAACACGGCAAAGAAAAGUAUCGAGUCUAA
This is a messenger RNA of Puma concolor (puma), 834 nucleotides long. The record is from RefSeq and is a predicted model, not a curated record. Lineage: Eukaryota; Metazoa; Chordata; Mammalia; Carnivora; Felidae.